Molecule: messenger RNA, 1071 nt
Organism: Euleptes europaea (tarantolino)
Lineage: Eukaryota; Metazoa; Chordata; Lepidosauria; Squamata; Sphaerodactylidae
Product: zinc finger protein 239-like
Exons: 5
Coding region: 1-1071 (356 amino acids)
Source: RefSeq, a predicted model, not a curated record
AUGGCCUUUGCUGUAGGGAGCAGCAAAGGUGAUGAGCUGCUAAGUGAGGACGAGGAGAGCUCUCAGCAGGAAAGUCCAGAUUUACACCAGAGAAUCCACACAGGUGAGAAACCCUAUGGGUGUGCAGAGUGUGGCAAAGGCUUUUGUAGCAGUUCUCAGCUAAUUUCACAUCAGAGAAUUCACACAGGAGACAAACCGUGUUUGUGCACCAAUUGUGGCAGGAGCUUCUAUUCAACUUCUGAACUCAGCAGACAUCGGAGAAUUCACACUGGAGAAAAACCCUACGUCUGUGAUGAUUGCGGGAGAGGCUUUACCCAGAAAUCACACAUGGUUACUCAUCAGAGAACCCACACUGGAGAAAAACCAUUCAAAUGCCCAGAAUGUGGAGAAAGUUUCAGUAUUAAGUCAGGCCUACAAAGCCAUCAGCGGGUACACACGUCAGAAAAGCCAUAUGUCUGCCUGGUGUGUGAGAAGAGCUUUGGCUGGGCCUCUGUUCUGCUCAGACAUCAGAGAAUUCACACAGGAGAGAAACCCUAUACAUGCCCCGACUGUGGGGAAAGCUUCAGUCAGAGCUCACACCUUAGCAGUCAUAAACGAGUCCAUGUGACUGAGAAGCCUUACGCAUGUGUGGAAUGUGGGAAAAGCUUUAGGAGGAGCUCAGAGCUCAUUGCUCACCAGAGAACCCACGUGGGGGAAAAGCCCUUUUCAUGCAACGAGUGCAAGAAAAACUUCAGCAGAAGUUCGCAGCUGAUUGCACACCAAAGAAUCCAUACAGGGGAAAAACCUUACUCGUGCAGUGAGUGUGGUAAAAGUUUCUGUUACACGUCAAAUCUGAACAGGCACCAAAAAAUCCAUACAGGGGAGAAAGCCUACAAAUGCUCCACCUGUGGGAAAGGAUUCUCCCAGAGAUCAAACUUUACCACACAUCAGAGAAUCCACACAGGUGAAAAUCUCUAUAAAUGCAACGACUCUGGACAAAGCCUUAGCAUUAAAUCAGACCCCCUUUGCAAUCAGCAGGUUCAUGCAGGGGACAAGGGCAUCCUUCAAGAAUUUGUUUUCAAUGUGAUCUAA